AUGAACUCAUCGUCAGAGUCCAUACUGGCGGUGGUGGGCGUCGCGGAGAGCCUCUUUUUUGAACCGGAACUGACGGGACUUUCCCUCUCUGUGGGUUCUAUUGCGGUUGUAGACUCGCUUUGGUGGGAGCGUGGGUCGGAAACAGAAGUGGAUUUCCGGGAGCCGUGGGCGGCUUUUGGCAGUGCCUCGUCCGCAAUCGCCUCAGCCGCCUUUCUCUUUCGCGUUAUUGGAGGCGUGGUGAACGUAACGGCAAAGAUGCCGGCAAGGGGGAUGUGGGAGAUCGGGCUAGACGUCACUGGGUAA
Molecule: messenger RNA, 303 nt
Organism: Penicillium crustosum
Lineage: Eukaryota; Fungi; Ascomycota; Eurotiomycetes; Eurotiales; Aspergillaceae
Exons: 1
Coding region: 1-303 (100 amino acids)
Source: RefSeq, a predicted model, not a curated record